This is a messenger RNA of Lentinula edodes (shiitake mushroom), 1032 nucleotides long. RefSeq lists its product as uncharacterized. Bases 160 to 1032 code for a protein of 290 amino acids. The transcript is spliced from 3 exons. The record is from RefSeq and is a predicted model, not a curated record. Lineage: Eukaryota; Fungi; Basidiomycota; Agaricomycetes; Agaricales; Omphalotaceae.
CUUUACCUCGGAACGUUCACAACUCACGAUAAUGCUCGGCAUAGUUGGGGACACUGAACUUUUGCCGCACUCCCGUCAUCUUGUCGGCCAGUUGCUCAUACUUUGAAAGCUAUAAAGGGCUCAAGACUUAUCAUUCCAAUAAACAAAUCACUUUCUAUCAUGCAUCCUCAAUCAAGAUUCUUCUACCGCUUCUCGCAGUCCUGGAAUCAUCCUGGAAUGGACUAUGGAUUUUCGCGUAGACACUGGCAUCGCCGCCCAUCUCGUUUGUUAUGGUUCACCAUCGGAGCUGCUUCUGCUACUUGGUAUAUAAUGCGCCACGAUGCAGAGCAAAGCGAUAAAGCCAAUUAUUGGAAGAACUGUUAUCGUCCUCCUGUUCAACAACCGCGGCCUCAGAACAAUGGUGAUUUCAGCAGGGUGUUAGGGGACCCAUUACCAACAGUCCCAGGUAAUGACUCUGGCGCGCCACCUUCACCUUCACCAUACCCUUAUUCGCAUCCUCAUCAUCACUCUCAUUGGGGCUGGGGGUUUGCGAAAGAACGAUCUUUUCAAUAUCCUCCCUCUCCUCCUCCUCCUCCUCCUCCUCCUCCUCCUCCUCCUCCUCCUUCUGCUGCUCAUCCACCCAACGGCCCCGCGAACCUGAGAAAUUAUGGCCAGGCCCCAUCGGAUUCUGCUCUUCCUACAGUGCCCACAGAAUCCCUAUCAGGCCCGGCAUCAACUCCCGGAGCCGAACUUGCACCCACACCCACCCCCACACCCGUGGCUGCUGCGAUUCAUACACAGACCGUUCCCUGGGGCUUCGAGUCAAGUUACGAACAUCAGAAGAAAGAAUGGGAGCAGGAGCGAGAGAAGCUAUUAGCUAAAGCUCAGGACACGAUGGUUCAAUUGUCAGAGUCCACCCUCGAUUCGCUUUCUAGUACAGUCGAAGCGCUGAAGGCUAAACUCGCUGAACAUCGUGUCAAACGCGAAGAGCAGCAGAAGCUCAUCGAUAAAGAGCUGGAAGAGCAAAAGAAGAAACCCGUCCGUUAUGUAUAA